Molecule: messenger RNA, 587 nt
Organism: Mytilinidion resinicola
Lineage: Eukaryota; Fungi; Ascomycota; Dothideomycetes; Mytilinidiales; Mytilinidiaceae
Exons: 1
Coding region: 186-512 (108 amino acids)
Source: RefSeq, a predicted model, not a curated record
GUCCAAAGGGCGGAGCAUGUGAUCAGUUUUACUCUUUGGAUAAUCUUCUCUCCAUUCAUUCAUCUUAGGGACCUGAUUGAAAGAGAAGCUACGGAAAGAAUGGAAAGCCUCACUGGGAUCACUGGCGGAAUUUUCUUCUUUUCCGGAACACUUCACAGCCACUCUAGGUUUGAAUCUGCUCGGAAAUGCCAACUUGGUCGUGCCUUGAUACCUACGGGCAUGGAACCCUGUUUGUAGGGACAUUUCAUGGGAGCGAUGUUCCUAACCUCUUUGAGAUUACGCAGGGAGAGCCACAGAAUUCGACACAGUCGUACUAUAUCUCGGUUGUAUAUACAAUGAAUCCGAAUGUGGACACGAAUGUGUCGUUGCCUAGAUGGCCACAGUGGGCACAGUGGGGAGAAAACGAGGAGUUGCUCCAAUUUGGAGCGGAGGAGAAUGAGGUGGUGACGGACACAUUUGGGCAGGAGAGCUUUGAGGUGAUUCAGGAGAAGCUUACAGAGCUGAGAUUGUGAAGAGAUUGCUUUUCCAAUUGUUUUUCGCUGACGUACCGCGUACCUCAAGGUGUACAUCCGCAUAAAGUAAAUGAG